GCAUUAGAAAAAAAAUACUCGCGGUGAAACCUCAACUUCGUUACUCGUCACUUCCAAUCGAUCGAGCAUUAUAUGGCGCUUUUUCUUAGAUUUCUUGUCGACUAAAACUGAGACUUACUGGAGCAAGAAAAUGAGAAGUCGGAAGGCCAUUGUCGAGGCUUUUACUGUAGGUCAGCUUACUCCUCAGUCAUCCCAACAGUAACGAUGGAAACCGGACUUCUUUAAUCGUAUGAGUCGUGCACGAAUCUCGCCUGUGUAGUGGAAGUGAGAUUGUCAUUUCAAUACAUACCUGAGACGUAAUCAUUGAUUACUUGUUCAGGGGAAAUAUCUUUCUCAUUAACGUCUAAUAUCAUCGCGGUGUUACAAACUCGCUCACCGAUAUGUACUUUUCUAAAAAGUAAGGAGGACUUAUAGAAUUUCACCAGAGAGACUAGACUUAGAGCCACUAUACCUAUCUCCCGUAUUGAUGUGGUUGUGGCUGUUCAUUUUCAUUCAUUUGAAAUUCAGCGAGGGACAGGUAGGGUCAAUCCCGCCGGUGCCGCGAAUAAACAUUCUUGUUAAUCGUUUAUGGCUGUCAUUAUGAAUUCGGGAAGUUGAUUUAGCAUAAUUAUUCGUCCCCGAGUUGUGAAUUUUGGAAUACCGCAGAGUACAUGUGGGAGCUAUUUUGAUGUGCUCUGUGAUCUUCGGAUUUCAUUGUUAAUCCUUUAAUUAAAGGAAUGGAGCAUCCUCGUAAAGAUUUUAACUGCAAUGGUGCUGUGAAACAUAGCCCAGAAGAACGCGCACCUUGUCUAGAACCUACUAUGAAAACUAAGAAGAAUUCUUUGGACAAAGUGGAUGUGACAGUACAUUUAUACAAUAACACGGGCUGCUCCGGCCAGUGGACAUCCCGGGAAAAGUACCUGACCGCUGUCUGUGUGCUGCUGUUUUGUGCCUGUAUUGCGUUUGUUGCUGUUGCUUUCAUCCGGGACCGUGAAGAUACAUCUUCCAGCGUUUGUUUAACAACUGACUGUAUUGAAACUGCUGCCCAACUGCUCCAGUCCAUGGAUCGAACGGCGGACCCAUGCCAAGACUUCUACCAAUACGCCUGCGGCAACUGGAACAAAAAACACAUCAUUCCAGACGAUAGGCCUAGUUUUAAUACGUUUGAGAAACUCCAUGAUGACUUACAGAUUAAACUUAGAAGCUUGUUGGAAGAGGGAAUACAAGAUUAUGACAGCGUAGCGACAUCAAAAGCUAAACAUCUCUACAAGUCUUGUAUUAAUACAAGUAGAAUAGAAGCGGUCGGCGAUGCGCCGUUACAUCAGAUGAUUUCCCUGCUGGGGGGAUGGCCGGUUGUUGAGAAAAAUUGGAAGGAGGACAGCUUCGUCGUUGAGGAGUCCCUGGGUCUGGUGAGGGCUAACUUCACCAGCAUCAUCAUCAUCUUCUGUUCCGUGGCUGCAGACGACAAGAACUCCUCAUCCAAUAUUAUACAGAUAGACCAGCCUGACUUUGGGAUGCCGAGCCGGGAGUACUACCUUAACGACCGGGUGUCUGACUACAUCCACGCCUAUCUGCAGUACAUGGUGGACACGGCCGUUCUGUUCGGGGCCAAUCAGACAGACGCCGAGAGAGACAUGUAUCAAGUGCUGCAGUUUGAAACAAAGAUCGCUAAUAUUACCAAACCGUCUUCCGAGCGACAUGACACUGGUGCCAUCUACAAUAAGAUGUCUAUUGGAGAUCUUGCGAGAGAUGUUCCGAAAUUUCAAUGGAUGCAAUACUUUUCAAAGUUCCUGCCCUAUUCCCUAAGCAAUGAUGAAAAACUUGUAUCCUUUGCGCCAGAAUACAUGAAAGAUAUAGCAGACUUGUUGUCCAAGACUGAUAAAAGAACAAUAGCAAACUAUGUUGUUUGGAGAGUUGUGUUGGAAUUUAUGCCAGAUCUACCUGAGGUAUAUCAAAAGGUCCGGCGGAACUACAGAGCCCGAUCACAGGGAAUAACUCGAGAUAAGCCUCGGUGGCAGAAAUGCGUCGAGUUGACGAAUGAAGAAAUGGGGAUGGCAGUAGGCGCCAUGUUUAUUCGAGAGAAUUUUAAAAAAGAGAGCAAAGACGCUGCAUUGCACAUGAUUCACAAUCUAAGGGAAGCCUUUAACGAUCUCUUAAAUGAGAAUGAUUGGAUGGACGAGUCUACGCGAAAGGUCGCAAGGGUCAAGGCGUAUGCUAUGAAUGAAAGAAUUGGGUAUCCUGAUUUCAUUAAAAACGAAUCCAAACUUAAUGAAAAAUACGAAAAGCUUCAAGUUGGAUCUGAUUACUUUUCAAACAUUGUCAAUACCAAACGGUUUGAGGUUCAUUCUGCGAUGAUCAAGCUCCGAAAAACUGUCGACAAGGACCAAUGGGAGCAAGACCCUGCGGUAGUGAAUGCCUUUUACAAUCCCAAUACGAACGACAUAGUUUUCCCAGCCGGGAUCCUACAGCCUCCAUUUUAUAGCGACAAGUUCCCCAAAUCUUUGAAUUAUGGCGGCAUUGGAGUAGUUAUCGGGCAUGAAAUCACACAUGGCUUUGAUGAUAAAGGUCGACAGUACGACAUGUCUGGUAAUUUGAAGCAAUGGUGGAAAAACGAGACGAUAGACGCUUUUAGACAGCGAGCCCAGUGCAUGAUUGACCAGUAUUCCAGCUACAAGUUGGAGCAAAUAGGCCUCAAUAUUGAUGGGAAAAACACGCAAGGCGAAAAUAUUGCCGACAAUGGUGGACUGAAGCAAGCUUAUCGGGCCUACAAAAAAGGGUUAGAAGAGUAUGGUCCAGAAAAAGACCUUCCAGGAAUCGGAUUGACGCAUCAGCAGUUGUUUUUCCUUAACUACGCACAGAUUUGGUGUGGAAGCAUGCGUGACGAGGAGGCUCUGGAGAAAAUUCGGACGUCUGUCCAUAGUCCAGGAUCUAUCAGGGUCCUGGGUCCAUUGUCUAAUUCCUAUGAUUUCUCUGAGGCUUACCAGUGUCCGCUAGGAAGUCCGAUGAACCCGGAAAAAAAGUGUCAUAUUUGGUGACCUAAAUUGUACUCACUUCCCUUCAGUAUACAGGGGAGCCCUUCCUUUUAUGCCAGACACGCGCUGAUUUAGCGAUGGCUACUGGCAGCAAGCGACGAGUUUUGAAUUGCAAUGUAAGAGAGGACGGACUACUUUGUCUAAUAUCUUGAAGCAUUGCUAGCGUAUCACAACCAAGUAUUUGGUCUCUCAUAUUCGACAACCAAUACUG
Messenger RNA from Magallana angulata, 3222 nucleotides. RefSeq names its product neprilysin-1-like. Gene Ontology annotation, cellular component: plasma membrane. The record is from RefSeq and is a predicted model, not a curated record. Gene Ontology annotation, molecular function: metalloendopeptidase activity. The transcript has 21 exons. The coding region runs from base 717 to 3014 and encodes 765 amino acids. Gene Ontology annotation, biological process: protein processing. NCBI's taxonomy places the organism in Eukaryota, Metazoa, Mollusca, Bivalvia, Ostreida, Ostreidae.